GCUUCGGAUGGACUCAGAUUGAAGAGUCGGCACCAGCUCCCUGUUUAGAAGCUUCCAGAGCACCGGCUGCUGCGGGAAGAAGAAGGACCCGGCUGUCAAACUACCCGGCGCUUGGAGAUGACGUCUUCAGACAUUGUGUCUGUUAGGGCAGAGACUGCAGGAAAAGGACCCUCUACAGACGAACAUGCCUUACGAAUAAUUGAACACAGUUACUGAAUUCACAAUAAACCACUUCCCUGUCAGGCUGCAGUCAUGCUGCCGCUGAAGGAGAAGGAUAAACCCAUCAUCCAGAAGUUGCUGGCUGCUGGCUGCUGCGCUCGCUGUGUCCUCAGAUUCUGUUGUGUUAGUGUGCAAGCCGCCUACCGACAGCCACCAGAGGAAACACUUAAAGAACUUCAAGCUUUCAUCAAGAAUGUAGAAAAUGGUAAAUGUCAGGAUUCAGUAGGUCAAGACUCCACCGAUGAAAACAAGUCCCAAGAUACAGCAGCAUCACAAGCACCUGAAGACCCUCCCAAUAAAAGAGCUAAACUGGAGCCCAGUAUGGCUGGUGCUGAACCAGAGGAAGAGGCAGCCACGGCGGUCAGACUAGAGGAUGGGAACGCACAUGUGUGUGUGGUAUGUUUGGGAAUCCUGCAGGAGCUGUGCGGAUCGAUCCAGGCUUUAAAGAUAGCAGAAACAGUGAAGGCAGGAAACUAUGAGUUUGAUACACUGGUGCUGUCUUUGUCUCUGCCGGCUCAGCUCUGCGUCCGUGAGCAUUCCUGUUGGCUCCAUGUGAAGAAAGAAGUGAGAGAAAAGGGCUUAGUGCUCAACAAGGAUGAUGUCAUCCAGGUCAAGGAGGCCUUCAAGUGGAUCAUGCAGGGCAUGGUUGCCAAGGAGCUGGGGGGCGUUGCUGUGGUUACUAAGAGCCCGUUCGAGGUCAGCUUGGAGUUCACUCACUCAGAGACGGAGCCUGACUGCCACUUCCUAGCCACAGCAUGUCCUGACUGCUUCAGACCCACCAAGAACAAACAGUCUGUGUUUACUCGGAUGGCGGUGGUCAAAGCUCUGGAAAAGAUACCUGAUGCCAAAUUUCUGAAGCACUACCCGUGUCCUCCGAGACAGCCGAGCAGCAGUUGCAGCCCUCGGGAGGUCCAGUGUCUCCAUGUGUCUGUCUUUGUGGCAGGGAGAUACAACAAAUUCUGUCGCAGUCUGCCUCAGACUCCCUGGGUGAUCGACGGAGAAAGGAGGAUGGAGUCCUCGGUGGAAGAGCUGAUCGCGGCGCCCAUCCUGUCUGCCUUCAGAGCUGACGGUUUCAAUUUCUCUUCCUCUGGCAGAGAAGAUGUGGAUGUCAGGACUCUUGGGAAUGGACGUCCAUUCGCGAUGGAGCUGCUGAAUCCUCACAAAUCCAGAUUCAGCAAAGUGCAAAUGAAGCAGCUGCAGGAGACCAUUAACGAGUCUUCAGACAAAAUCAAAGUGAGAGACCUGCAGAUUGUUACCAGAGAGGCCAUGGGUCGGAUGAAGGAGGGAGAGGAGGAGAAAACCAAGUCAUACACAGCUCUUGUGUGGACCCAGAAAACCAUCCAGAGAGAAGACAUCUCCUUUAUUGACAACAUAAAGGAUCUGACUCUGAACCAGAAGACCCCUUUGAGGGUUUUGCACCGGCGGGCGCUGGCUGUCCGACAGCGAACCAUCCACAGCAUGAGCACCCGCUUCCUGGACUCUCAUCAUUUCUACCUCGGACUGAAGACGCAGGCCGGGACUUACAUCAAAGAGUUUGUCCACGGAGACUUUGGCCGAACAAACCCGAACCUGUGCCAGCUGCUCAAGACGGACACAGACAUCCUGGAACUGGAUGUGGAGUCUGUGGAUGUGGACUGGCCUCCCCCUGUACCAGAGUGAAUGUUGCCCUGCCACGCAAACGCUGCUCGUCCCGUUUCUGAGAGGGUUCGGAUCAAACUGGCUCCGCCUGCUGCUGCUUUUCUCUCGGAGCACGACGCUGAACCAUCAAACAGCCUCUGACAGUUUGUGGUGGAAACCACGAGUGUGUUUGGUGGGGAAGAAAACACAGAUUAUAGCCACGCGGCCCUGUUGGGUGGCUGGUCAGCUGGAUUUUUAUUUUCAUCUUUACAUCACCCACCGUGGAUCUUGAGUUGGAAGUAAUUUAAUAAUAAAUAAUAGUGACCUUGUUCUGUUUUGAAUUUUUUUUUUUCCUUUUCAGAGCCAGGACUCUUUUUUUUUUUUUUUUAAUUCUGUUUACUACCAACAGAACACAAAAAAGUAGUUUGUACAUAAAGAUAAAAACUUUGGUUUCCACUGACUGUAGUUUUAUUCUCGACGGUAUUAUUUAAGUGUUCCCUUCAUUUUUAGAGCAGCAUAUUUUAGUUUAUACUGACAAAGCUGCUCCAUAAUCUUUCAAGUAAAAACCUGAAGCCAAAGAUUAUCUGCAGUGCCUGAAAGCGAUUCUUUGCUGCAUUACAUGAGAAAUGUUUUUGUAAAACCAAAGUGUCUAAUAUUUUCACAGCCAACUACAAGAUUUAUUGAAAGUAAAAUUGUUACAUUGUUACAACCUUCUCAAACCCAAAUCAUUGUGAUCCUGUGCAUCAA
Molecule: messenger RNA, 2583 nt
Organism: Archocentrus centrarchus (flier cichlid)
Lineage: Eukaryota; Metazoa; Chordata; Actinopteri; Cichliformes; Cichlidae
Gene: pus10
Product: pseudouridine synthase 10
Exons: 19
Coding region: 253-1878 (541 amino acids)
Biological process (GO): tRNA pseudouridine synthesis
Molecular function (GO): RNA binding; pseudouridine synthase activity
Source: RefSeq, a predicted model, not a curated record